GACCCCGCCAAUGAUAAAACGCAUAGCUCACCGGAAUCUCACGAGCAGUCGCUGCCUAGCAUGGCAUGUCUUGAUAAAGAGUUGAGGCCUGCCUUGCCUGCCUUGCCAGCAUCCUAACUGCGCUUGCGAUAUCAGCAACAUGGACGUCACAAAUGAAUCUAGGGACUUUGACGUCAAGAGCAUAUCCAGCUCGUCGUCUGAGGCGAAUGGGUCAAGCCUCAACAAGAUGACGGACCUUCCAUUGGUGGGGAAGGACACCAAGGAUGAGCUGCCAAGCUUAGGCAUGACCUCCGACAUAAAGAAUCUGUGGGAAGGAAAGAGGAAGUGCAUGUGCUGUGUCAACUGGGUCGAGGAAUACCCUGAAGAUGUCCGGCCUAACCCGGAGGAGACCGAAGCAGUUCAGAAGUUCGCACUCAUAGUCCGUAACCGGAAGUACCACGGCUCGAACUCCAAGGCUAUGGUGGUCAGUUCCAUUGUUGUACAGAGCCCGCUCCUCAAGCCACUUUUAGAAGAGGUCUUCGAAGGAUAUGACGGCAUCACGGCGACGCUGAAGAAGGUCACCUUUACAACACCCUUUGAGCCGUUCUUCUAUCGCUGGAGUCGUUUCAAGAAAGCGGUCGAAGAGGUGGAAGACGAGAUGACGCGGGUUCACGCGAAGUUACUGUAUGACGUUCUCGAGAAGGAGCUGGAUGAGACCAUCACCACCUACCACGACCUUCUGAGUCAUGGUGUCAUCACCUACAAGUACCUCUGGACGUUGUUCAAGCCCGGCGAUCUCCUUCUGUGCCAAAUGAAGGACGAGGAGAUGAUCAUGAAGCUCCAAAGGACGGAGGUUGAGCCCAAUGGUCUCUCCCUGUACUCCAAGUACGUCGACUGGGAUGGGUACUCCUUCGGAUAUGGCUCCUACAACUUCUCCAUCGGCGAGUUCGAAGGCACUAAAGCCAUCACCGACCUGGACGCAUAUCCUAUUCAGUUCAACAGCGAAGCAGCCGCCAUAGAGAGCAGACUUGCGGCCAGGGGGAGGAAGUUUGAGAAGCUUCAGGGCUACCACUACAAGAUGUACAGAGGCUUCGCGGAACUGGUACCGGCAAGCUUCGGAAGACGCAACGUUCCUAUUCGCAACCGAAAGCUGGAGAGUCGAAUUAUCGUCGAUGCGGAAAUGUACAACCGAUUCAACUCCGGUGGGCUCCUUCCUCUCGAGCCUCUCGGGUCAACCUCGUUCGCCCCAAAAGUACCUGCAGAAGUCGAGCCUACUCAUGUGCCGGGGGCCGCCCCCCCAUACGGAGCCUCUCCGCCCCCGCUGCCGCCGAUGCAGACAUGCACAGGGAUGUACAUGAACCCGCCACUUCCACCCAUGCCCAUGCCUCCUGUACCUGGUGUCCUGCGGCAGCCUAUGGAACCGAAGGUACUCUCGGAUGACUUGUACCCCCUUUGCGCUCCGGUCAUCAAGGGGUACUCGUUGAAGACCAAGAACUGGGCCAAGUUCAAAGUCGACAGCGUCCAAGACAUCAUCUGGGACGACCGUGCGUUCGAUAACCUCGUUCUCCCUCCGGGCUACAAGGAGCUGAUACUGUCCUUCACUCAAAAUCAGACGAAUGCGGAGGGCCUUCUGGAUGAUGUUAUUGAGGGGAAAGGCCAAGGCAUCGUAAUGCUCCUCAAUGGCGAACCCGGCGUAGGAAAGACAUUAACAGCGGAGUCAGUCGCCGAACACAUGCAGGUUCCGCUCUACUCCAUGUCUGCCGCCCAACUUGGCGUCGACUCCGCGGAGGUGGAGCAUUCCCUAGGCGAUAUUCUGGAAAUGACAACCAAGUGGCGAGCUAUCCUGCUGCUCGAUGAGACUGAGGUAUUCCUUGAGCAACGCACUAUUGACGGGCUUGAGAGAAACAAGCUCGUGUCUAUCUUCCUUCGCAUGCUGGAAUAUUAUCGCGGUGUCCUGUUCUUGACCACUAACCGCGUCUCGGUUUUGGACAAGGCCUUAGAGUCCCGGAUCCAUCUCAAGAUCUCGUAUCCCGAACUUGACGAGCAAGCCCGGCUCUGCGUCUGGCACAAUCUGAUCGACUUCUUGCCUCCCUCGAGCGUCGGUCUCGACGAGGCCGAUGUUCAAUUGCUCGCGCAGAAGAAGAUGAACGGGCGAGAAAUUAAGAACGCGAUCAAAGCAGCGCAAUUGCUGGCCAAUGGGCAAUGCACCGCCCUGAACUUGGAGCACAUCGAGACCGUAUUGAGGAUUACCCAGAUUGGAGGUGUCUUCGGGGCCCAGGUCUGAGGCGGAGUCGCAGUGCAGUCACGGUCGAGUUAAUGUACUUUCAUUUGGUCACAAAUUGAAGAACAAAGUCGUUUAGCAGAAGCUGUGGUCACUUUAUACUCCUCCGGCUUUCCCUCGAAAUAAGCGCAGGCGGCAAUACGUGGUCUG
Molecule: messenger RNA, 2410 nt
Organism: Trematosphaeria pertusa
Lineage: Eukaryota; Fungi; Ascomycota; Dothideomycetes; Pleosporales; Trematosphaeriaceae
Product: P-loop containing nucleoside triphosphate hydrolase protein
Exons: 9
Coding region: 140-2263 (707 amino acids)
Molecular function (GO): ATP hydrolysis activity; ATP binding
Source: RefSeq, a predicted model, not a curated record